GUCUUCUCCUCAACUCCUCUCUUCAGCUUGCUGGCUUGCCCGCUUCCUGUUCCUCCAUCACCUUCAUUCACAUUCACCUCUCCUACUACCAUUCCAUUGUUCCUUGCCUGCAAACCUGCAUGCCGCGUCACGCCUGCCGUACCGCUUGCCUGACCGCUCGAUCAAACUGCUGCUGGCCGGCAGUCGGUGAUACACUCACUCAUCCGGCCUUCCCUUACCUACCUACGUCACCCAAGGCCGCGUCCACCCGAACACACCCGCCUCUCUCCUCCGCUUCCUCAACCUCGCGACCUCGUCGCCCAUGUCACAUGCAGCGAUAGCUGUCAACGCCUGCGACCUCUGCCGAUAGCCUCACUAGCGGGCUAUUUGGCCGCCUCCCGCCGUCGCCAUGCUCCCAAGCGCGUCCGUGCCGUCACCCCGCGUGGGCAUUGCCGUCAUCGCUCAGCAAUCGUCGCGCCGGGUUCCCAUCGCCGCCGCCGCCGGCACCUGCUUCGUGGCGUCCAGGCGAGGCCAGCAGCAGCGGCGCGCCUUUUGCUUCGGGCCCUGGUCACUGCGCGCCGACAGCGAUGCGCAACGCGAUGCUCGACGCCGCCACCAGGGCAUGCGGUACAAGUACAUGGAGUCUCUGAACCGUAACCUGUCGUGGGCGAACAGCCCCCGCCCCGAUGACGCCGAAGCCGCCAUGAAGAGCAUCCUGACCCGCCGCCUCGCCCGUUGGUCCACUCCCGGCGGCAGGUAUGUCGACGCCAACGCAGUCAAGUCGUGGUCCGACGAUGUGUCUGGGCUGCGCCCCGGAAGGAACAUCGAGGAUGUUGAGCGCGAGGCCAUCGAUCACCUGUUUGGCUCCAACAAAGCACGGGCCAGGCAUGGCGAUCCGUGGAUGCCCCUGCAGAACCUCCGCACUCUUCUCCACUCGCAGCGGCCCCCGGUCGACGUCACGCCAGAAUCCGUCCUGCGCGCUACCACCACUGCGGGGGACCACGACAGCAGCAUUGACCCUGUCACAAACCGCAAGAGGGCCGCUGCACAGGAGCCGUCUCAGACGUAUGAGGACUUGUCGUUCUACUCGUCGGCUCCUCUCGAUGACCCCAACGCACCGCAGCAGCUGACCCCAGAGGAACUGUCUAAGCAGUACAAGGAUCUCGGCAAGUACAAGCCGGUCAGCUGGAAUGAGCCAGAUGGCCUGCGCAAAACCACCCGCGAGGAAGACUCAAAGAACUACAAAGACUUGGACAAGUACUCGAAUGUCAAGAUUGACGACCCAAAUGCAAAGCAGCCAUUGAGCCCCGAGGAAAAGUCCAAAGAAUACAACGAUCUCGACAAGUACAAGCCCGUCACCUGGAAUGAGCCGGAUGGUCUGCCUCAGGAAACCCCGGAGGAGCGCUCGAAGCAUUACGAUGACCUUCACAAGUACGGCGCAGUGCGCUGGAACGAGCCGGAUGGCCUUCGCGAGCCCACCCCCGAGGAGCUCUCCAAGAACUACAAGGAUCUCGAAAGCUACGGCCCUGUUGCGUGGAACGAGCCCGACGGCCUGCGAAAGCUGACUCCGGAAGAGGAAUCGAAGAAAUACGCCGACCUUGCCGACUACAAGCAAGGCUUUGUUGCCAAAGACUCGGUCUUGCAAGCUCACGAGGCUAGUCAGCAGGAUACCACCCCGAAAGCAGAGCCCCUUGCUCCCAAGGUGGAGGUGCCUUUGGAGGACCCUACCAAGCAAUACGACGACCUACACAAAUAUGGCCCGAUGCGCUGGAACGAGCCGGAUGGGCUGAGAAAGCUGACGCCCGAGGAGCUCUCCAAGAACUACGAAGAUCUGCACAAGUACUCCCAGUACGACAACAGCGGUCCAGCCACCCCCCGCAUCCACCCCGAGGAGGCUUCCAAGCAGUAUGAGGACCUGUCCAAGUACCAAGCCUUCCCCAAUGCCGGUCCGGAAACGGAGCGUAUCCACCCGGAGCUGGCUUCCAAGCAGUACAAAGACCUUUCAAAGUACCCGACGGCGGGAUACGAAGAGCCGAGCAAAAAGACACACGUCCAUCCGGAAGAGCUAACGAAGCAUUACGAGGAUCUCGACAAGUACAGGCCACGCAAGUUCGACUCUCCUAGCCGAGCCUACCCGAUCCAUCCAGAAGAGGCAACCAAGUUUUACGCCGACUUGACUCAAUACAAGCCCGUGAUGCACAACGAGCCCGACGGGAAGCCGGUGGUAGCCCCAGACGUCGUUGCAAAUGGCUUGAGGGCCUUUGACUCUAAAGGAUCAGGGCCCUCUGCGUCUGUGACGUCUUCUAGUGGCGUAGAUGCGACGGAGGACGAUGCGCUGAGCUCGAGGACAGCCGACCAGAUUCGAGCUGAGGUUCUCCGCAAGGUUCGCGACAGCAGCCAGAAGGCCAAGUUGGAAAGGGCCAAGUCGGAUCUCGAGCUCAACUGGGACGCCGAGUCCAAGGUUGCGCAAGACACAGUCGGUCGCCUCAAGAGAAAGACUGAGCCGGCCUUGACUGGCAACUAUGUGCGCGACUUUCCCGAGGACUUUGUGACAUCGUGGAGUACGUCCAACUCUCCUUCGAAGUCGACUUUGUACCCAAACAACCGCAACGAUGACGACCACGGAGCACCGCCAAGCAUGGUGUCUCAAAGCGGCGAGAGUGAGGAGACGCAGGUGAGCUCAAUGGACGAGAGCUUCCCUCAAGAGUCUACCAAGUUGGAACCCGCUAUGAACCGGGGCGCCACGCAGCGAAGAGCCCGGUUUGCCAGACCUCGCGGGGCGACAGACCAUGAAGAUCACUACUCCAAGGCGCCUCAGGGCCUGCAGACGAGCUACGCAGAAGAGUGCAAUGGAGAGUCGACGUGGCCGACUUUUGUCAAGCACCACAAGGCCAAGGCGCCUAGGGAGCAUGCGACUGCGUCGGCGACCCAGGCCGAGGCGGAACAGCCAGCCUUGUACAAGAUUCUCGCAUAUGACCCUGCAACGCAGAGCAUCACCAUUGCCGAGACGGCAUCUGGGGUUCAUGAAACGACCUCGUCAGAAUCUCCUGCGGCGGCCCUGUUGCGCCUGUCCAACCCCUCCAAAUUCCUGCCGCACUUCGCACCACUUCAGUCGCAGGGGUACGAGAUUGUGUCUGGGAGCGGCGACGUGCUCGUGUUUCGAAAGGUGCGACCCGGCUCGCCCGAGUCGACGUUGGCGCAGGCCACGGGAGCUCCCGUCAAUCCCAUCGACAUGAUGGGCAAGCCUGUGACGGGCAACUUUGCCAGCCCCACGGGUUUUGUCAAUUAUGACGGAGUUGCCGGGGAGGGGGCCAAGCCAUCGCCACCGUCUACCGAGGAAAGCUUUACUGGUAGGGGCAAGUAUCGGGGCAAGAAGAAGAGGAGCCUCGCUCGGAAGGUGGUGGUGGGCACCGUUUGGGUGGCAGGCAUUGCAUACGCCGUGGGUGUUGUGGGUGAGUAUGUCUCAACGGGAAGAGGCCCCAAUGGUCUGUGAAGGAGUGAUUUUGGAAUACCCAUGCUGGGGUGGGGGGAGGCUGGGCGGAAAGUCCUCACUCACCAUUCUCUUUUGUAGUCUAGGUAUCACGGCGCAUGGCUCUGGGAUACAAGCGAGGAAUUGAUCAACUUUGUUGCUGCAAUGGAAGCCAACGAAUACAAUUA
Molecule: messenger RNA, 3636 nt
Organism: Purpureocillium takamizusanense
Lineage: Eukaryota; Fungi; Ascomycota; Sordariomycetes; Hypocreales; Ophiocordycipitaceae
Exons: 2
Coding region: 389-3472 (1027 amino acids)
Source: RefSeq, a predicted model, not a curated record